AUGCAGGUGGAUAGUUGGAGCGAGGAGGAAGACAAGAUACUGAUUCAGGCGCACUCACAGCUGGGGAACAGGUGGGUGGAGAUCGCCAAGCGGCUUCCAGGACGCACGGAGAACUCCAUCAAGAACCACUGGAACACCAACAAGCGGCGGCAGUCUUCUCGUCGAACAUGCCGGAAGUCGAAGGACGCCAAGCGGAGCACGCUCCUGCAGAACUACAUCCGAAGCUUGAACCUGACCUCGUCACCUCCGCCGAUGGAAAGCAGCAGUAAGAAUGGCAUGCAACGUGAAGCCGUCAACGUGCAGGGAGACGGUGAUGGCGACCGCUUCCUUCAUGGCUGGGGCCUCGGCGAGGCCCCCGAGAUGCUGCUGGAUUCCAGGAUGCUGCCUGACACGGAUGAUAUGAUCAGUUGUCUCUUCGAUCAGCUGGGAUGCAGCGUUAGGAUUGGGAAAGUGUGUGACGCCGCGACGACGUGGGACGGCGUUCCGCCGCUGGUGAUACCGAGCGAGGAUGUGAAGAGGGAUGUAGACCUGUUGGAAAUGAUCGCCAUGAACAGCAGCAGCAGCAGAGAGUAG
Molecule: messenger RNA, 573 nt
Organism: Musa acuminata AAA Group (dessert banana)
Lineage: Eukaryota; Viridiplantae; Streptophyta; Magnoliopsida; Zingiberales; Musaceae
Product: transcription factor MYB98-like
Exons: 1
Coding region: 1-573 (190 amino acids)
Biological process (GO): regulation of DNA-templated transcription
Cellular component (GO): nucleus
Molecular function (GO): RNA polymerase II cis-regulatory region sequence-specific DNA binding; DNA-binding transcription factor activity, RNA polymerase II-specific
Source: RefSeq, a predicted model, not a curated record